Messenger RNA from Gekko japonicus, 4722 nucleotides. RefSeq names its product KIAA1217 ortholog. Gene Ontology annotation, cellular component: cytoplasm. Lineage: Eukaryota; Metazoa; Chordata; Lepidosauria; Squamata; Gekkonidae. The record is from RefSeq and is a predicted model, not a curated record.
UUGGGAGAUCAGGCAGAGUAUUUGUCAGAAGCAUCUGCCGACUCUCUCGAAAUCAUGUCUGAAGGAGAGUCCCCUACACCUUUCUCAAGAGGAAGCCGUACACGAGCGAGCCUGCCAGUGGUGAGGACGACAAACCAGACAAAGGAGAGAUCCCUUGGCAUUUUAUAUCUUCAGUAUGGAGAUGAAACUAAGCAACUAAAGAUGCCCAAUGAGAUCACAAGCACAGACACCAUCCGCGCCCUCUUUGUAAGUGCCUUUCCACAGCAGCUGACCAUGAAAAUGCUGGAGUCCCCCAGUGUGGCCAUAUACAUCAAGGAUGAGAGCAGAAAUAUCUAUUAUGAGUUAAAUGAUGUAAGGAACAUUCAAGACAGGUCUUUCCUUAAAGUUUACAACAAAGAUCCGGCACAUGCUUUUAAUCACAUGCCCAGAGCUGUAAAUGGAGAUGUAAGGAUGCAGAGAGACACCUUUCCAAAUGCUUCUCGUCAAGGAUCCACUACGCAUCCUCCUCAUGCGCUUCCGACCUCUCCCCCUGCUACUCCGGUGCCCCAUUCAAUGCCCCCUUCUCCAUCCAGGAUCCCCUAUGGCACGGUCAGGCCAGUCAGUGGUCCUGGCAAUGCAACAAUUCCUAGGGACUGGCUUUCGAACAUCUCAGCAUCCAGACCCAUCUCACCAAGCCCUAGUGCCAUUUUGGAAAGGAGGGAUGUGAAACCCGAUGAGGACCUGGGUAGCAAAAACCUAACUCUUUUUCGAAAUGAGGGACUCUAUGCUGACCCAUACUUGUACCACGAGGGUAGGAUGAGCAUCGCAGCUUCGCAUACAGGACACCCUCUUGACGUUCCCGACCAUGUCAUUGCUUACCAUCGUAGCACCAUGAGGUCUUCAAGCACUUACUGUAAUCCUACUAUGCAGCCCGAAAUUAUGGAGCAAUCAUUGUACCGGCAAAAAUCUAGGAAAUACCCAGACAGUCACUUGCCAACUCUGGGCUCCAAAACGCCUCCUGCCUCGCCUCACCGAGUAACCGACAUGCGAAUGGUAGACAUUCACACCCAUCACAACACUCAAGUGUCUCCUCACACUCUUCACCUUGACAGGUCAUCUCCUAGUCGCCAGUCCCUUAAGAAAGACCCAGGAACUCCCGUGUUUGUGGAAGGAAAGCCACGAAAUGUAAUGGGGUUGCCUGGCAUGGCUGAGGUAGUCCCAUCAACACCUGACAAGAAGGCUUUUGGCUAUGGAACAGCUGUGAUACCCAAAGAGAGUGAGACAAGUGAGAAGACAGUGAAAACUGUGUCCAGUAAAAACAGCACUGAGAAGUCAGGAUCUGCUCACACCUCUAGUGGGAAGAAAUCAGUUGCAUCCACGGAGCCCAGCACUGCAAGCAUCAGCCACUCCGCGCCACUGGGCUCCACCCCCAUGCAAGUCAGCCUCUUCGACAUAAAGCGCAAUGUGACGGAUCUGCGCCUUCAGCUGCACCAGAUGAGACAACUGCAGCUGCAGAACCAAGAGACUCUACGGGCCAUGGUGAAGAAAGCGGAGCUGGAAAUUAGUGACAAAGUGAUCGAAAGAGCAAAGAGGCUGGAAGAUCCUGUGCAACGGCAGCGCCAUCUGGUGGAGCAAGAGAGGCACAAAUAUCUUCACGAAGAGGAACGGAUUAUCAAAAAGUUAGGUGAACUUGAAAGUUUUGUUGAAGAGCUGAAGAAAGAAUCUAUGACUAAAAGGACAGUUACUUUGAAAGAUGUUGAAGAUGGAGCUUUUCUUCUUCGGCAAGUUGGAGAAGCUGUUGCUGCCCUCAAAGGAGACUUUCCAGCACUGCAGAAUAAGAUGCGGGCCAUUCUCCGUGUUGAAGUAGAAGCUGUGAGAUUUCUAAAAGAGGAACCCCAUAAACUAGACACCCUGCUACAAGUCCGCAGCUUGACUGAUAUGCUUACCACACUCCGGAGAAACGUUACAGAUGGCCUGCUGAAGGGUGUGGAUCCUUCCCAAGCUGCGCAGUACAGUGCCAUGGAGAAAGCCACAGCAGCAGAAGUCCUGAAGAGCCAAGACAGCCCCCAGAACAGCCCACAGCACAAUACAGCUGAGCCCACCGCGGAGCCUCCUGUCAAGUCUGAGGUGGUCCCUGUCUCCACAGUGAAAAUCCAUCACGUACAAAGCUCUCCCGUGGUGAUCCACCAGACUCAACACUCGUCCGCAUUGGUCAGCCACUCUCAGACUUCUCCAGUGGCAAACAGCCAUGCAGUACACUCACUGGCAUCAAACCAGCCAACAUCCAGCGUGCCGGAGUCUUCAGCCACAACCACCGCCACCACACUGCAAACGCAGGCACCUCACUCACCCCCUCUGUCCAUCAACGGCUCCACCAUGCAGAGUCUUUUCAUUGAAGAACUUCACAGUGCCAGCACCAGAAACAGAGCUCUGUCCAUUGAGAAAGCAGAGAAGAAAUGGGAAGAGAAAAGACAGAACCUCGAUCACUACAAUGGGAAGGAGUUUGAAAAACUCCUGGAAGAAGCACAAGCAAAUAUCAUGAAAUCUAUUCCAAACCUCGAGAUGCCGCCACAAGCCACACCCUCACCCAAAAGCGAUACAGCCGAGAAAUUAGAUGUUUGCGAAGAGACUUCUCAUGCAGAACAAGCAGCUGAAAAGCUUGUGAAGUCUCCUCCUCCUCCUCCUCCACGCCGCACCUACCUGCUAGGAUCUGGACUGAGCACAAAACUGAGUGAAGUCAGCUACGUGGCCAGGAAGGACACCCCUGUGGUCAAGGAAAGCAGUGAAGAUCCCAGUCAAGGAGCACAGCCCAAAGUAUCUAAGGAGGAUCAAGUCUCAUCUCAACCCCUGCUGACGGGCACCAUCCCACCUGCAAAGGAAGAGGAAGAAGAGGAAGGCGAGAGAAUAAUGGCAGAAUUGCAGGCUUUCCAGAAGUGCUCCUAUAUGGAUAUAAACUCAAACAGUCAUGUUGAGCAGACCAGAAAUGACACACAAACAAAAGAGGCCAGGCCAGUGGCCUUAGUGCAUCCCAAGGAGAAGAAGGUGUGUGGGGAGGCAUCAAAAGAUAAUGACCACCCCAAGGACAAGCCAGGAGGAAAAACAGAAGAGAUGGGUUUGGAUGCUUCCAGCAUUAAUGGAAAUAAAGCUAGCUUUCCAAAGCCUGAAAACUUGACCUUCAGCAAGGAUUUGCUUUUGGACAGUAAGGAUUAUGCCAAGCAAAAUUAUCUUAAGCCAAACAUAAGCAUCUCCAGUAUCCAUUCGAUAGAAAAUGAACGAGAAAGGGGAGCUGAAGGUCCAGCUGUGGAAUCUGGAAGGCAAAAACUAAGCUAUGGAGUAGCAACUGAGACUGGAUACAGUGCACCCCAGAAUGAGUUGCUAGAAAACUCAGGGGCACCUCUGGCCAGGCAAACAGACUUGCAAACUAAGGCUCCUAGAUCGUUGCAGGAGCAAGAAAUGCCUGAUAGUGGCCACAAUCAUGUAGUACUAAGGCAUAAAAUGUCUAGGAACAUUACCUUAAAUAACAUUGAUGAGGUGGAGUCUCCAACUAGUUCUCCAGAUGAAGAAACCCCACCAUCGGAGAACAUUGCUUUUAUGAUUACCAAAACAGCAGUUCAGGCGCUGUCAAGUGGAGAAGUCCAUGAUAUAGUAAACAAGAAGGGAGAUGACGUACAGACUGUUAACAUUGAUUCUAAAAAGGAAAAGGCAUCCGAGCAUAACGUGCCAGAGAAUCCUGAAAGCGACGAUUCGGUUGUUUGCUUGGACAAAAAACCAGUCAUCAUAAUUUUUGAUGAACCAAUGGACAUCAGAGCAGCUUAUAAAAGACUUUCAACAAUCUUUGAAGAAUGUGAUGAAGAACUGGAGAAGAUGAUGGAGGAGAAGAUCGAGGAAGAAGAUGAAGAAGAGGAAGGCUCUGACCCAUGCCCUGCCAAGGAAUAUGCAGUUACCCAGACAGAGAGUAGUCAGAGGCAUUCCAUGGAUUAUUUAACAAAUUGCAGAUUCGAGCAGCAAUACAGACUUCAGACUUCGUCUCGCUUGCCAGCCCAACCCAAACUCCUUGAAGAGCAGGAAACUGAUAAGCUGGAUGGCAGGAAGUCUAGUCACAUUUGUGGGCCGCAUCUAGAAACAAAACCAGAGGCUGCGGACGCUAAGAAGAAAUUUAAGUUUAAAUUCCCCAAAAAGCAGCUGGCUGCUCUUACACAGGCAAUCCGCACAGGAACCAAAACUGGCAAGAAAACGUUGCAGGUUGUAGUAUACGAAGAAGAGGAGGAAGACGGGACUCUCAAACAACACAAAGAGGCUCAAAGGUUUGAAAUCCCCAGUUCUCGGCCUGACAACCCUUCUGGGAAACAAGAGGCAGAUGCUGCAGCCCAAAUAUCGAGGACAGAUGAAAUUAGGAAAAACACUUACAGAACUCUGGACAGCCUGGAGCAGACCAUUAAGCAGCUGGAGAGCACCAUUAGCGAGAUGAGUCCAAAAUCAGUUUCCGAAACCACGUGCCGAUUGGGAGGAGUCCCUGCCCCCGUUUCCCCCCCAACCAAAGAGCCCAUAGCGCUGGAAGAGAAUAAUGCCGAUGUAGAGUCCCCUUCUCCGACUUCACGUAAGAGUUCACCGAGCAGUUCACAGACAAGCAGAAUGCCAGUCCCGGCUGCCACAAAAAGUAGACAACCUGGAAGUGUUGACAAACCAAGCAAACCACACAAACUACAGGACCAGCGGCAGUACAGACAGGUAGUUUUACCCUAA